Molecule: messenger RNA, 517 nt
Organism: Antrostomus carolinensis (chuck-will's-widow)
Lineage: Eukaryota; Metazoa; Chordata; Aves; Caprimulgiformes; Caprimulgidae
Gene: PDCL2
Product: phosducin like 2
Exons: 3
Biological process (GO): protein folding
Cellular component (GO): cytoplasm
Source: RefSeq, a predicted model, not a curated record
GCAGCAACGCUUGCAAGAAUGGAAAUGUCUUCAGAGGAUGCAAAAGUAUGGGGAGCUAAGAGAAAUUUGUGGAGAGCAGUAUGUAAAGGAAGUUACAAAUGCUCCAGAGGACAUUUGGGUUGUAAUUCAUCUUUAUCGGUCAAGCAUCCCAAUGUGUUUACUGCUGAAUGAACAUCUCGGCCUGCUAGCUAGAAAGUUUCCAGAAGUCAAGUUUCUCAAAGCCGUUGCAAACAGCUGCAUUGAAAAUUACCAUGACAGAUGUUUACCCACAAUACUUGUAUAUAAGUCUGGUGAAAUAAAAGGCAGGUUCAUUGGAGUAGCUGAAUGUGGAGGAAUGUAUCUUAAAGUGGAAGAGCUGGAAUGGAAACUAGCAGAAGUUGGAGCAAUAGCAACCAACUUAGAAGAAAACCCCAAAAAGGACAUUCCAAAUAUGAUGACGCUGUUAGUGCAUGAUGUUUCUGCUCAUAAAGACACCAAUACAAAAAGCAAUGAUGUGAUGAAACCACGUAUUACUUGA